Acanthamoeba castellanii str. Neff is the source of this 723-nucleotide messenger RNA. RefSeq lists its product as uncharacterized. Gene Ontology annotation, biological process: regulation of transcription by RNA polymerase II. Bases 1 to 723 code for a protein of 240 amino acids. Gene Ontology annotation, molecular function: transcription coregulator activity. The transcript is spliced from 4 exons. Lineage: Eukaryota; Discosea; Longamoebia; Acanthamoebidae. Gene Ontology annotation, cellular component: mediator complex. The record is from RefSeq and is a predicted model, not a curated record.
AUGCUGCCAUUGUGGGUUCGGUCAGUGCUGGAACCCACUAUCUCCUUCGUGGGAAUGCUGACUGGGGCGGUCAAUCUGAUCGAACAUUACAAGCUCAGCGGGUUGCUGAAGGAUAGGGACAAGAUACCGCCCACCUUUGAGCCCUACAUCAGGCACCUGCCCGUGAUGGGCAACGAAACAGACAAGAAUCCAGCCCUCGGGCUGCGUGCCCUGUUUCCUCUCGAUGAGUGGCCCAUCGUGGAGGACGAUGACGAUCUCGCCCUCGCCCCCUUGGGCCAGGAGCUCCUCAAAGGCCUCACCCUCGAACCAGGCAAGCUGGAGGAGAGGCGGCGACGAAAGAAGCACAGAGACAAGGACAGGGAAGGGCGAGCGGAGCGCAAGCACAGGAAGCACCGCAAGAAGCACCGCGACCAGCAGGUGGCCGCCGACGGCAGCGUGAUCAGCCCCGGGGCGGAUGGCGGCUCAGCCGCACCAACGCCGGGCACCGAGCCCGGCGCCGAGGGCGGCGAACGACGAGACAAAGAGCGGAAGCACCGACACAAGCACAAGCGAAAAAGCAGAGAGGAGGGUGCGGAGGGCAGCACCAAGGAGUCGAGGGAGGAGCGGAGGAAGAAGCGGCGCAGGAGGGAACAGCAGGCGGGUUCAGAGAACCAGCAGCAGCAGCAGCCCUCGCCCACCAAGCCCACCGACGGUGCCCCGGCCGCGCCGGCCGUGGUCGGCUGA